Coffea eugenioides is the source of this 3179-nucleotide messenger RNA. RefSeq names its product probable leucine-rich repeat receptor-like serine/threonine-protein kinase At3g14840. Gene Ontology annotation, biological process: protein phosphorylation. Lineage: Eukaryota; Viridiplantae; Streptophyta; Magnoliopsida; Gentianales; Rubiaceae. The record is from RefSeq and is a predicted model, not a curated record. The transcript is spliced from 25 exons. Bases 57 to 3053 code for a protein of 998 amino acids. Gene Ontology annotation, molecular function: protein binding; ATP binding; protein kinase activity.
UACGAGUCCCAAGUCCACGCUUUCACUGUCAAGCUCCAAGAUAAAUUGCUCUGAACAUGUUCUUCGCCCGGGUAGCAUUUCUCCUUGCUUUAGCAGUUCUCCUUGCUUCUGGAGCCACUCUUCCUCCUGAUGAAGUGAGAGCUUUGCAGCAAAUUGCUGGGACAUUAAGGAAGACGGACUGGAAUUUCAGUGUGGAUCCAUGCAGUGGACAGCAAAACUGGAGUACUCCUAAUCCCAUAGAAACUCAGAAUGCGGUUACUUGUGAUUGUUCCUUCUUCAAUCACACAGUUUGCCAUGUUGUCAGCAUAAUACUCAAAGCUCAGAAUCUUCCGGGAUCAUUGCCGCCAGAAUUGAUCAAGCUCCCGUAUCUCCGAGAAAUUGAUCUAACACGCAACUACCUUAAUGGUACAAUACCACGGGAAUGGGGUUCCAUGCAACUUGUAAACAUUUCCCUGCUUGGAAACCGUAUAUCAGGGUCAUUGCCAAAAGAACUUGGAAAUAUCAGCACAUUAGUCAAUCUAACUGUUGAAUUCAAUCAGUUGUCUGAAACUAUUCCUCCAGAGCUUGGGAAUCUCACUCUCAUAGAAAAAAUACAUUUAACCUCAAACAAUUUCACUGGCAAGUUGCCUGGAACGCUAGCUAGGUUGACCACUUUGAAGGACUUUCGCAUUGGCGAGAACCAGUUCCUAGGAAGUAUACCUAAUUUCAUUCAGAGUUGGACAAACCUUGAGAAACUAGUGAUACAGGCUAGUGGUCUAAGUGGGCCAAUGCCAUCUGGCAUCGCUUCCUUGACAAAAUUAACUGACCUGAGAAUCAGUGAUUUGAACGGAAAUGACACAAAUUUUCCCCCACUUAGUGCGGCAACUAAUAUGAAGACGCUGAUAUUAAGGAGUUGCAAUAUUGUUGGGCAGCUACCAGGGUUUCUUGGCUCAUUUAAAAAAUUGAAACUCUUGGACCUCAGUUUUAAUAAAUUAAGUGGACCUAUUCCAAGGACCUUGUUUGGUCUACCAAAGAUCGAAAAUAUUUAUCUGACUGGGAACUUCCUCACUGGAGCAGUGCCGGACUGGAUGCUGACAAAAGGCCAAGUCCGUAUUGAUCUUUCAUACAACAAUUUUACCAAAAGCUCUGGAGCGUCCGAUUGUCAACCGACCGGAAACUUAAACUUGUUUGCAAGCUCCUCAAAAGGCAACACACCAGGCAUUGUCUCAUGCUUAAGGAGCUUCAGCUGUCCAGAGAGUUGGUACUCUCUCCAUAUAAAUUGUGGUGGAAGAGAAAUGAAAGAUGAUGAUGAUAUAAGUUACGAUGACGAUAUAGAGUCAGGUGGCCCUUCAAAUUUUGUCCAUAGGUUUCGUAGUAACUGGGCAUUUAGCAGCACCGGUAACUUCUUGGAUGAUGACCGCCCCAGAGAUUCCUAUAUUUGGACAAACAAUACAGGCAUAUCUGGGACCGACUCGGGAUUAUAUACAGAAGCACGACUUUCCCCGCUUUCACUGACAUAUUAUGGUUUCUGUAUGCAAAAUGGGAAUUACACGGUAAACCUUCAUUUUGCUGAAAUUAUGUUUACUGAUGACAGAACAUAUAGUAGUCUGGGGAGGCGCAUCUUUGAUAUAUAUAUUCAGGAAAACUUGAUGCUGAAAGAUUUCAAUAUUGAGGAUGAGGCUGGUGGAGUUAAUAGACCUGUUAUUAAAAAAUUUACUGCAGUAGUAACUGACACCACUUUGGCGAUCCGCCUCUUCUGGGCUGGAAAAGGGACAACUGGUAUUCCUUUCAGGGGAGUUUAUGGUCCUCUGAUCUCAGCAAUUUCUGUGGAUCCUGACUUUAGACCACAUGGAAAAAGCUUACCAGCUAGUGCUGUAGCUGCGAUUGUAAUUGCAAUUCUGCUUCUUGCCACAAUUUGUGUUCUUUGGUGGAAAGGUUGUCUGUGGUGCAGAGAUACCUUGGAAAAUGAUUUAAAGGGUCUAGACCUACAAACUGGAUCGUUCACUCUAAGACAAAUUAAAGCUGCUACAAAUAAUUUUGAUGCAGCCAAUAAAAUUGGAGAAGGUGGCUUUGGUUCUGUCUACAAGGGUCAUCUGGCAGAUGGCACUAUCAUUGCUGUGAAGCAGCUUUCUUCCAAAUCAAAGCAAGGGAACCGCGAGUUUGUGAAUGAAAUAGGCAUGAUUUCAGCUCUACAACAUCCUAACCUUGUGAAGCUCUAUGGGUGCUGCGUCGAGGGAAACCAAUUAUUACUCGUAUAUGAGUACAUGGAGAAUAACAGCCUUGCUCGUGCAUUGUUUGGUCCUGAAGAACACAAGUUGGAAUUAGAUUGGCCAACAAGACACAAGAUUUCUGUGGGUAUAGCAAGAGGUUUGGCUUAUCUCCAUGAAGAAUCAAGGUUGAAGAUUGUCCACAGAGAUAUCAAGGCCACCAAUGUGCUACUUGAUAAGUAUCUAAACCCCAAGAUAUCUGACUUUGGUCUGGCCAAGCUUGAUGAUGAAGAAAGCACCCACAUUAGUACCCGUAUUGCUGGAACCUAUGGAUAUAUGGCACCUGAAUAUGCAAUGAGGGGCUACUUAACUGACAAAGCAGAUGUUUAUAGCUAUGGGGUUGUCCUUUUGGAGAUUGUCAGCGGAAGGAGUAAUGCCAAUAUCAAACCAAGGCAGGAUGGCUUCCAUCUUCUUGACUGGGCUAAGCUGCUGAAGGAGGAAGGGAAACUAAUGGAACUGGUAGACCCGAGACUCGGAUCAAACUUGAAUGAGGAGGAGGUUAUGCUUACAAUUCACAUAGCCCUUCUUUGCACCGAUGUCUCACCAACCGUUAGACCUGGCAUGUCGACGGUGGUUAGCAAGUUGGAAGGGCGAGCAGUUGAUGCAGAGCUCCUUUCAGAAUUGAGUUUCUCGAGUAACAAGGUUGAGCCCAGCAAGGAGAUCACCAAUCAGCAACAAGUGCCAAAUUCAGAUGAGAGCUACGCACAACAUGUGUCAAUGGAAGUGCCGUUUACUGCAUCUUCAACAUCGGCGGCAGAUUUAUAUCCAAUCAAUAUCGAUUCUGAUUAUCUGAUGAAGAGAUUGUGACGCCCAUAAUUCUGUGCUUUUUGUGUUCCAGUCUUUCCAUCCUUCCUCUCUUGUUGAAAUAUAACUGUAAAUCUAUACCUAUGUGUAUAUAUAUACAUAUCCAUAUGAAUCUAUCUCCUUAUAAAA